Molecule: messenger RNA, 1921 nt
Organism: Drosophila serrata
Lineage: Eukaryota; Metazoa; Arthropoda; Insecta; Diptera; Drosophilidae
Gene: SmydA-7
Product: SET and MYND domain containing, arthropod-specific, member 7
Source: RefSeq, a predicted model, not a curated record
AAUAUUGAUAUUUCCACAUAAAAUUAUCGAGAAAAUCAGGCACACGUUUAGCGAGAUAUAUCACCUCUCAACCCGACCGUUCGACUGAGGUCUAAAAAUAAAGAACGCGUCUCGUUCCGAGUUACGCACGCAAUUAGCCAAAACUACUUAGCACCGACUAAAUACAUAUGCACAAUGACAGGGCUCCCGAAAUGAGGGAAGAAUUCACCUCUUCCUCUGCCAGCAUAGGUGCUGGCGAGUAUAUUUUUGUAUAAUUGCUCCUCAGUGCGUUUUGGGCAUCCACGCCGCUAGGAACUAUUCACCAACUGAAUAGUUUUCUCUACCCCGACCAGGCACACCACCACGUAAUCGAUGCAAGACCUAAGCGAAAAUAUUCAGCAGGUGCACAAUGAGAAGCUGGGCAGGCACUUGGUAGCCGGGCUGGCUAUCGAACCGGGGGAAACGCUGCUGGAGGAACGCCCUUUGUUGGUAACUCCCCACUGGGAGUGUGGCCAGCUCAAGUGUGCCCAGUGCCUGCAGGAAUCGUAUGUGAUGUGCCGCAAGUGUCAGGUGUAUCCCCUUUGCAUGGAUUGCGGUCAGCACGAUGACUUCGAGUGCGAGUUCUUUGCCUCCGGAGCGGGGAAGUCGAUCUGCAAGGAUCUCCUCGUGAAGAAUUAUGGAAUAUGUGGAUUGUUGAAGCUAUUACUGUUGCUGGAAGAUCCAGCUACUAGGCCCGACUGUCAGUUGCUCAUGGAGAAGCCUAUUAAUUUGGAGGAUUACCACGAUGGAGAAGGAAUGUGGCAGGAGCAUGAGGAGCAGGUGGUGCGUCCUCUUAUGGAAAGCGGUAUUGUGGAUUUGCUUCCCACACAGCACUUGACAUCUGAUGUGCUCCAUGCCCACUGCAUCCGCAUCGAUAGCCAUGCAUUCGAAGUGAGUGCAAGGGAUGGCGACACCCUCAAAGGAGUCUUUGUGUGCGGCGCCAGUUUGCCUCAUCACUGCGUUCCCAACACUGUGGUGGCUCUAGACGAGCAGUUUAACAUGAAGCUUUACGCAGCAGUUCCCCUUCAGCCCGGCGAUAUAAUCUACAACUCGUACACGAAUCCCUUGAUGGGUACCAGCCAAAGACAGCACCAACUCCGGAUGAGUCGGAGACUGGACUGUACCUGCUCUCGCUGCCAGGAUCCCACCGAGAGGGGCACACACAUGAGCAGCAUGAAGUGUCGCGAGUGCGCCGAAGGAUUUGCCGUCUGUGAGAUGGAUGCCAAUGGGAGACUUGGAGAUUGGCGCUGCCUGGACUGUAAGAGUGUCUUGCCGGCCGAUAGUGUGCACGAACUGCUGGCCGAGGUUGGUGGAGCUUUGGUUGAUGCCCGUGGCGAUCUGCAGGUCUACGAAUCCCUGCUAGCUCAAUACCGGCAACUAUUCCACCCAAAUCACUUCCUCCUGCUGGACAUCAAACAGAACAUAGCCACCAUUCUUCGAGCUGCUGCCCUAAUGAACUCCGUGGAGCAGCCGUGCAAGAAACUACUGGCCCGCCGUGUGGAAUUGUGCUCCGAUCUGCUGCCCGUCUGCCGGGCUGUUGUCCCGGGUCUCUCCAAGCUUUACGCCAUUGGUCUUUUCGAGUAUCUGAUCUCUCUCGUGGAGCUUAUCGAGCUGCAGUUUGCCGAAAGUGAUCUGGACAAGAAGGGAUAUGUGGCUCAACUUAGGAUCGCCAGUCAGGCGGCAAAGGAAGCAAUGGAGCUACUCCGCUUCGAGCCCGAGAACUCCGCCGAGGGCUACUUAUCCGAGCGUAUUGCCAUGGAACUGGAGCGCAUUGAAUCCGAUUUGAAGAAAUACGGCAGAUAGUUUUGUUCUGUCCGCAAUCGAUAUUGUUUGUAAACGCUUCGCUCGCAGUGUUGUUGCGGCGAAUUUUAAAUUUAAAAUAAAUUAGAUUAGUCCAAUGGAA